Molecule: messenger RNA, 1243 nt
Organism: Cajanus cajan (pigeon pea)
Lineage: Eukaryota; Viridiplantae; Streptophyta; Magnoliopsida; Fabales; Fabaceae
Product: protein LIKE COV 1
Biological process (GO): stem vascular tissue pattern formation
Cellular component (GO): Golgi apparatus
Source: RefSeq, a predicted model, not a curated record
AAAAAAAAGAAUAAAAGAAGGCGAAGACCAAUUGUGCAUUGCAGCUUUGGACUCUCCAAAGAAACGAGUUUCAGAAGCAGAAAAAGUUUGUUUUCGCGUUUUGCGUUUCGCGUUUUGAAUUAUAAAACGUCGUCGUUUAAUGGGCGACGAAAACUCCUCCAUGGCCAUCACCACUAGAGACAGAGAUCGAGAGCUUCUAAUCCCCGUCGCCGACACCGCCGGCGACGGCGGCUCCGUCGCCCCGUCCCCCAAGCCGUUGUCUUCGUCUUCUUCGUCGUCCUCGUUCUCGCAUCACGCCGGACGCGAGACUUUUUCCAAGGUUAUUAGAAGCUGGGCAUCAAAAAAGUUCAUGACGGGAUGUGUCAUUCUCUUUCCAAUUGCAAUCACCUUCUAUAUAACAUGGUGGUUUAUUCAUUUCGUGGAUGGAUUCUUCUCUCCAAUCUAUGCUCAACUUGGAAUUGAUAUUUUUGGUCUUGGAUUCAUAACUUCCAUAACUUUUAUCUUCUUGGUUGGGGUUUUCAUGUCAUCGUGGUUGGGUGCAUCUGUCCUUGGCCUUGGGGAGUGGUUUAUCAAGCGAAUGCCACUUGUUCGACAUAUUUAUAGUGCUUCCAAGCAGAUUAGUGCUGCUAUCUCUCCAGAUCAAAAUACACAAGCCUUCAAAGAAGUAGCUAUCAUUCGACAUCCACGUGUUGGAGAAUAUGCAUUUGGAUUCAUCACCUCAUCUGUUGUCCUUCAGAACUAUUCUGGAGACGAGGAGUUAUGCUGCGUCUAUGUUCCUACAAAUCAUCUUUAUAUCGGUGAUAUAUUUCUUGUCAACACCAAGGAUGUCCUCAGGCCAAACUUAUCAGUUCGUGAAGGAAUUGAAAUUGUUGUUUCGGGAGGCAUGUCAAUGCCACAGAUCCUAUCAACGAUUGAUUCGGGAGUCAUACCGGGGGAUAUAAGUAGAUCCAUCAGAAGCUGAGAGUGAAGACAUAGUAGUUCAUGUUUUAGUUCCUUGGUAUCAGAUGAAGCCAUCAGAAGGACAACGCAAUCAUUCUGUAGCGGAUGCAAGCAUUGAAUUUACGUGGUUGAUUGCUGAGAAAGUGAUAUACUCUGAUGGCAUCUGUAACAUUCGUUUGUGUAAGAAUGUAGAAUUUAGCAUUUGUUUGACAGCAAUACAAAAUUCAAUUCGAAUUUUUUCCUGUGUAUAAUCCACUGGUUUUCCACUUGUUAUAGCAAUCCAAUUUUUCAGUUAAUGCAGUUA